Phytophthora sojae is the source of this 1966-nucleotide messenger RNA. RefSeq lists its product as hypothetical. Lineage: Eukaryota; Oomycota; Peronosporomycetes; Peronosporales; Peronosporaceae. The coding region runs from base 1 to 1260 and encodes 419 amino acids. Gene Ontology annotation, cellular component: microtubule; cytoplasm. Gene Ontology annotation, molecular function: GTP binding; structural constituent of cytoskeleton. The transcript is spliced from 9 exons. The record is from RefSeq and is a predicted model, not a curated record. Gene Ontology annotation, biological process: microtubule cytoskeleton organization; mitotic cell cycle.
AUGCUGACGCUGCAGGUGGGGCAGUGCGGGAACCAGUUGGGGCGCGCGCUGUUCGACAAGCUGGCGGCGGAGCAGGAGGCGGGCGACUCGGCCUUCUUCCACUCUGCCGACGCCUUCCGCAGCGAUCGGUCGGUGGUGCACACGCACAGCAAGAGAAGAGCUCGCGCGGUGCUGGUGGAUAUGGAGCCAAAAGUCAUCCAGCAGUGCUACAAGACGGAGAGCGCGGCUGCAACGUGGGAGUACGGGCCCAAGAGCGCGUUCACGAGGCAGAGCGGCUCGGGCAACAACUGGGCGAGCGGGUACACGACGCAGGGCACGCAGGCGGAGAGCGAGCUGCUGGACUUGCUGCAGUCGGAAGCUGAGCGUUGCGACUUGCUCAGGGGGUUUCUCACGCUGCAAAGUGCAGCGGGAGGCACAGGGUCUGGUCUGGGAUCGUUCCUAACAGAGAAGCUGGCGGAUUUCUACCCGUCGACAUCCUUGCUGAACGCUGUAGUGUGGCCGUACCAAUCUGGAGAGGUGAUUGUUCAAAACUAUAACGCGAUGCUCACGAUGGCGAGCCUCGCGGACGCGGCACACGGCAUUUUCAUGCUGCAGAACGACGCCGCGAGCCUCAUCUGCCAAAGGCUGCUGCGUAUCCCGCACCCUUCGUUUGACGCGAUGAACGAAGUUCUUGCAGCACAUCUGGCCUCUGCUUUUGACUCGCUUGGAGAAAUUCGCGACCGGUUGUGCCAGCAUCCCGGAUUUAAGCUUCUCGAUAUCAAGAUGGUUCCACUGAUGCCCCAUAGAUCCAAGAAGUUUAGCACGCACACAUGGACAGGAAUCGUGAAGCAAUUGCGCCAGAUGCAAGUUGCCAAUGCAGCUUUUGAGGAAGGCGUUGACUGGGAUAUUUCGUUGUCAUCCGAACAAGGAAGAGGGCUUAACCGCUCCGUCGGUAGCUUACUCAUUUUACGAGGAAAACACUCCGAUCAAGCCGAUCCGGCUGCAUUUUCUGAUCCGAGAAUGUAUACCGCAUGGAGUAUUGACCCGUUUCAGUGCUAUUCAUCAGCCGCGAGUUUCAACUCCUACGACAAGACAGGGACUCUGAUAAGCAAUUCCAAGGCGAUGAUGCAGACUCUGGCGAUAACGAUGGACAAGGCUUACGAUAUGUUUUCCCACGGCGCAUAUUUGCACCAGUAUGAACGCUUUGGCAUCGAUCGCGCGUUCUUUCAAGAAACGUUUCUCCAAAUUGAUCAGAUCACGCAGAACUACGCCUCCCUGUGAAUUCUAUUCCGACCCACGGUUUUUGUUGUGGCAAGGGAGUACGCCGAUUGCAGCGUCGACAAGAUAAGACCAGAACUGAAGAUUAAACGCAGUCACGCUCGUGAAAUGGAGGAUGCAGAUAUCGCUGAUACUUCUUCAUUAUUAAGGACGCAUCUCAUUGGUUCUUGGACAACAAACAAAUGCGCGGAUCUCACGGUCCGAGCGCGGACAUCAUUUCAAGCGGUUCAAACGUCUCCAACAGCGCGAUGACGCUGUCGUCCAGCUCCAGCUCGCCUUCUUGCGUGACAAAUUGGCCAUGACUGUCCAGAUACUCCCCCGCGUGCGGCAUAACUUGGUUGGUGUUGAGGGCCAAAUGGGUCAUUUGGGUCUGGGCACCUACCGACGCGGCUUCUGCUUUCCGCCUCCGUGCAAUCUUUUCGCGGUACUUUUGCGCAUGCGUCAUGGUCUGGCGAGUCGUACGGGUCCCGAUGUGCGCGGCAAUUGUUUUCCAUGGACCUGACGGAUAGCACUCGAGGGCUUCCAAGAACAGUUCGUGCUCCUCGAGAGUCCAAGGCGUGCCGGCACGCUUCGUGGGCAGCGAGCGAGCCUGGUCCUGGUUGGGCGCCAGACGAAUGAGCUCCUGGUCUCUCUGAAAGUAUUGACUCUGGACGCGCGGUGUGAUGGUCAUGUCCGGUGUGGUGUAGCGAGGUGGUGGUGCAGUGCGGUG